AUGCCGCGGGGCGUGCGCAAGGAGGAGGGCAUGCAAGAUGCAGACUACGUGCCCGGCCAGGACGCGCCCGUCGCCCAGAUGGACACGCCGCGGGGCAAGGGCGUGAAGCGGGAGGACAAUGGCGCCCCCCAAGCGUCCCCAGACGUCAACAUCACGGUGCACUUUCCCGUCGCGCGGAUAAAGCGCAUCAUGCAGGCCGACGACGACGUUGGCAAGGUCGCGCAGGUCACGCCUGUUGUUGUUUCAAAAGCACUCGAGCUCUUCAUGGUCUCCCUCGUCACCAAGUCCGCCGCCGAGGCCAAGGCGCGCAACUCCAAGCGCGUCGGCGCCGUCCACCUCAAGCAAGCCAUCGCCAACGACCCGCAGUUCGACUUCCUCAGCGACAUCGUGGCCAAGGUCGCCGACGCGCCUGCAGCCGCAGACAAGAGCGAGGACGCCAUGGACGUGGACGGCGGCAAGAAGAAAAAAGCGUCCAGCAGGCGCAAGAAGAAGAGUGACGAUGACGACUUUUGA
Paraphaeosphaeria sporulosa is the source of this 513-nucleotide messenger RNA. Its product is annotated as histone-fold-containing protein. Gene Ontology annotation, biological process: positive regulation of transcription by RNA polymerase II; negative regulation of transcription by RNA polymerase II; transcription by RNA polymerase II. Gene Ontology annotation, cellular component: negative cofactor 2 complex; nucleus. The transcript has 2 exons. The record is from RefSeq and is a predicted model, not a curated record. NCBI's taxonomy places the organism in Eukaryota, Fungi, Ascomycota, Dothideomycetes, Pleosporales, Didymosphaeriaceae. Gene Ontology annotation, molecular function: protein heterodimerization activity; RNA polymerase II general transcription initiation factor activity; core promoter sequence-specific DNA binding. The coding region runs from base 1 to 513 and encodes 170 amino acids.